This is a messenger RNA of Planococcus citri (citrus mealybug), 1032 nucleotides long. RefSeq names its product microsomal glutathione S-transferase 1-like. Lineage: Eukaryota; Metazoa; Arthropoda; Insecta; Hemiptera; Pseudococcidae. The coding region runs from base 269 to 718 and encodes 149 amino acids. The transcript has 3 exons. Gene Ontology annotation, cellular component: membrane. The record is from RefSeq and is a predicted model, not a curated record.
GCUAGGUGUUUCUUUAUGCUAGCUUUUUUUUUCUUCAUUUUGUAGUCUUGUAUCUUUUAAACAUGCUAACAGGUAUCGAAGCACGAGCUAUUAGUCGAAGCAAACCAUUUAUGGAGUUUAUCCUUUGCACAAACGGCGUGUUUUCGUUUUGGUGAAGUUGGUCUUUUUUUUUCACGUUUGUACUUUCUAUACGACUUUUGGUCGUUGGGUUUUCGAAUUUUCGGUGAUUUUUUUUUGGUUUGUUUGUUUUUUAUUCGCGUAGGCAAUUAUGAAAGAUUUAUUGGUGUUUAAUAACGAAGUUUUUAGAACCUAUGCGUUUCACGUGGUUUUAUUGGUUUUCAAAAUGCUCCUGAUGUCGCUGAUGACUGCUUUUCAGAGGAUGAAGAAAAAAGUUUUUGUGAGCCCGGAAGACACCAGUUUCAUGGGAGGUAUCCUGAAAUACGACGACGCAGACGUAGAACGAGUUCGAAGAGCUCAUCUCAACGACUUGGAGAACAUCCCAGCCUUUCUCAUCACCGGUUUGAUUUUCGUGUUGAUAAAUCCAAAUGAAACGUUGGCUCUACAGCUGUUUCGUCUUUACACGUUGUGCCGGUACUUGCACACCAUCGUUUACGUAGUGAUCGUCAUCAGACAGCCAGCUCGAACACUCAUGUUCUUCGGAGGGUUAUUGGUCAACAUAACGAUGGGCGUAAUGAUCGCGAUGAAAGUCUACGAGUAAAUUCAAGACGUGAAAAUGGCUCCAGGAGAAUUCAAUUUGUUGGAUGGUUCAUUUGGUUGUUGUUUGUAUACAUAUUAUUAAAAAAAAAAAUUCUCAAUUUUUGCAGUAAACAUCUCGAAAGCUUUUCUUUUUCUAUGUGUUGAUUUUUUUCUUGCGCUUUGAAUCGAUUCGGUUAUCGAUCUCGGAUUUUAAUCAUGUUACGUAGUAUCGUUUCAUUAAUCUCUAAGUAUUAUACUUGAUAAUUCGUAUAGUGGUAUUAUUUUUUUUGUAAAUUACUCGUAUUAUUAAUCAAUAAAUAUCCAACUCGAGCACGA